Messenger RNA from Paramecium octaurelia, 1398 nucleotides. NCBI's taxonomy places the organism in Eukaryota, Ciliophora, Oligohymenophorea, Peniculida, Parameciidae. The record is from the annotation of a GenBank genome assembly.
AUGAAUAAAUAAUUGGAUUUUAUUCCAAAAUUUCCUGAACAUAAUCCUUUUAAAUUUUAAUAUUACAGCGAAGUUAAGAACGGAUUUUACUUAGAAAAUCCAAAUGAAGUCUAUAUUUUAGAUAAAGUUGAUGGGUGGGCAGAUUUUAAUGGCUGCUAUUAUUAAAAAGAUGGAAACCCUGCUGGAUGGGUAUUUGUAAGUGAGGGGAAAUACACCAAAUAUGAUAUGAAUAAAAGAAUAAUGGAAACUGGCAGAAACAUUUAUUACCCUGAAACCAUUUUUUAGCAUGGGAUGUAGAGUGAAAGAAACAGAUAGUUUAAGGACUAAAACCCAUACUAAAAAAAUUCUUACUAGGAUUUCAAAAACCCUUCAACACAUUAAAAAUAGGAUGAUUAAAGUUAAGUUAACAAAUUCAAUUAACCUUCUUCAACUUUGAAAGAACACUAGUAAGUAUUUCAAAGGUUUGUUUAAGAAAAUAAUAUGUAAUUACACCAAAUUUUCUUUCAAAAAAGAAAUUACUAAACAGGUCAUUAAGAGGACCAAUAUACAAGUAGAUAAAGAGUUAAAAGUGAAAACUUUAGAAGAUCAAAUUAUUAAGAAAACAAAAAUGAAGGUAGGAUUUAUAAUAAAAAAUCAAAAAACAAUCAUGCUUAUAAUGAAAGUUAUUCAAAUUUUGGAUAGAAUGGAAGAUAAAAUUAUCAUUAACAUCACUCAAAUGGAAACUUUAAUAAUCCUGAUCCUAGAAUUCGUUUAAAUUAAUCAACUAAAUCUAAUUACAAUAGGUAUUAAGAAACUAAUUAAAAUAAUUUUAGUAAUAAUAAUCACAAUGCUAAAAGAAUCUUAAAUAGGUCGAACGAAGAUAAUCGAAGCAGGGCUUAAUAGUUUUAAAGUUAAAAAUCCAAUAAUCUAAUUAAAAAUCCAUUUAUUGAAUAAUCAUCCUAAUAAUAAAAUUUUCAAAAUCAAAAGAGUAUUUAUUAAGAUAAAAGAAAUGAUCGUUAUUAAAUUGAUUACAAUAUAGAAUCAGAUAGGAUGUAGAAACAAUAAUCCGCUCAUGAUUAUAAAAAUAAAAAUAAUAAUGGAGAUUCAAAUUAUUCUAAUUACCAAAAUAAGAAUCAUAAUACAAAUAAAGAUAAUUAUAAUUAUAGAUAAAAUAAUAAUAGAUUUUAGAAUGAAACCAUGAGAACAAAUAAUUAACCAAAUUUAUAAAAAAGAGACUUUUAACAUAAAAAAUAACAAUCUUAACAAUUUUUGCAUAAUGGCAAUUCUUACUUUAAAUAGGAAACAAACUAGUAAGAUGAGGAGGAAAUAUAUUAUUUUGGAUAGAGAGAUAAAGAGAUUCCAGAAAAAAACGGAGUUCCUGAAAGAAGAGAAAGGAAAUCAAGAUUGAAUUAACCAUGA